This is a messenger RNA of Asparagus officinalis (garden asparagus), 2345 nucleotides long. RefSeq names its product putative pentatricopeptide repeat-containing protein At3g23330. Gene Ontology annotation, molecular function: zinc ion binding; RNA binding; protein binding. Gene Ontology annotation, biological process: RNA modification. The record is from RefSeq and is a predicted model, not a curated record. The transcript has a single exon. Lineage: Eukaryota; Viridiplantae; Streptophyta; Magnoliopsida; Asparagales; Asparagaceae. Bases 21 to 2105 code for a protein of 694 amino acids.
AAAACGUGCAUAACCCUCUAAUGCGAACUCCAACCUCUUCCCUCCUAAAAUCUCUUCUCCAAAACCCAUCACCACCAUCAUCAUGUUCAGUCGAAACCCCAUCCCGAGCUCAUCAGCUCCAUGCCCACCUCCUCAAAUCCUCAUCCCCCUCCGUCAUCACCUCCAUCUACUCUUCCCUCGGCCUCAUCGACGAAGCCCUUCUCUCCUUCUCCUCUCUCCCCUCUCCUCCCCCUCAGUCCUACAAAACCCUCAUCCGCUCCUCGACCUCCCACGGCCUCCACGCCCAGUCCGUCUCCCUCUUCAUCAGAUUCCGCGCCUCGGGUUUCGUACCCAACCACAACUUCUUCCCUUCAGUCCUCAAGUCCUGCGCUGCUCUCCGGGCGCGCAAGCUCGGCGAAUCCCUUCAUGGGUCUGUGGUUGUGCUGGGUCUGGAUUCCGAUCUCUACACCGGCAAUGCCCUUAUGAACAUGUACUCUAAACUGGGCGGUUCCGGGGAUGCCCACAAACUGUCCGAUGAAUUCGACGACAGUAUUGUCAGGAUGAGGAAGGUGUUUGAUGAAAUGCCUGUUAGGGAUGUUGUUUCUUGGAAUACUAUGAUUGCGGGUGUCGCCGAGAGCGGAUUGUAUGAGGAGGCUUUGUCGAUGGUUAGAGAGAUGGGCUUUGUUGGGUUGAAGCUGAAUGCGUUCACUUUAUCGACUGUUUUACCGAUUUUUGCGGAGUCUGUGGAUGUUUGUAAAGGGAUGGAGAUUCAUGGGUAUGCCAUGAGAAAUGGGUUUGAUUCUGAUGUUUUUAUGGGGAGUAGUUUGGUUGAUAUGUACGCAAAUUGUACACGAGCAGAUUACUCUCUUAGAGUAUUUGAUUUGUUACCGAACCCUGAUGCGAUUGCGUGGAAUUCUUUGAUUGCAGGGUGUGUUCAGAAUGGGAUGUUCGAUGAGGGGCUUAGUGUUUUUCGUAGGAUGCUUUUAAACGAACUUAAACCUAUGCCCGUGACUUUUUCAAGUAUAAUGCCAGCUUGUGCACACUUAACGACGUUGCGUCUAGGAAAGCAGCUUCAUGGAUACAUAAUCCGAGGAGGGUUUGAAGAUAACGUGUUUGUGGCCAGUUCUCUGGUCGAUAUGUAUGCCAAAUGUGGAAAUAUAUGUGUUGCUCGAUCCAUCUUUGACGACAUGCAUGUACCUGAUACUGUUACAUGGACAGCCAUGAUUAUGGGAUAUGCAUUGCAUGGACCGGCUGACGAAGCUCUCUCUUUGUUCGAGAGGAUGGCCCUGGAAAAUGGAAAACCAAAUUAUGUGGCAUUUAUAGCAGUUUUGACUGCUUGUAGCCACGCUGGACUUGUUGAUGAAGCACGUGCAUAUUUCGAUAGAAUGAGGAAAGAUUACGGAAUUACCCCGCAUUUAGAGCAUUAUGCAGUAGUUGCAGAUGUUCUUGGCCGUGCAGGGAAAUUAUCUGAAGCGUACGAGUUUAUAUCCAAAAUGCAUAUUAAACCAACCGCAAGUGUGUGGUGCACGUUGUUGGGUGCAUGUAGAAUCCAUAAAAACCUUGAAUUAGCUGAGGAAGUGGCGGAGAAAAUAUUCGAGCUCGACCCUAAACAUAUGGGAUCUCAUGUCCUAAUGUCGAAUAUUUACUCAGCUGCUGGUAAUUGGAAAGAAGCAGCAAAGACGAGAGUGGCAAUGAAGAGAAAAGGCUUAGAGAAGCAACCCGCUUCAAGCUGGAUCGAAGUGAAGAACAAAGUUCACGCUUUUGUUGCUCAUGAUAAAUCUCACCCUUGUUUCGAUCAAAUAUGCCAGGCUUGGGAAGUUCUAGAAGAACAAAUGAAGAGAGAAGGGUAUGUAGCAAAUACUGAGGAUGUGCUUCAUGAUAUCGACGAAGAGCAUAAGAGAGAGCUUUUGUGUGGGCAUAGUGAGAGGCUUGCCAUAACAUUUGGGAUUAUAAGUACUCCUCCAGGGACUACCAUUAGAGUGACGAAGAAUUUAAGGGUUUGUGUGGAUUGUCACACCGCAACUAAGUUUAUUUCGAAGAUUGUUGGGAGGGAGAUUGUUGUUAGAGAUACAAAUAGAUUCCAUCAUUUUAGAGAUGGCAAGUGUUCUUGUGGUGAUUAUUGGUAGGAUUUUGAAAGCACGUCUCUUUACAGAAAUCAUCAGUCUUAUAAUGCUUGCUCAAUAAGUUGCGAAAAUUUCAUAUAUGAUUGAAUUAUCCUCGUUGUAAUUGCAUUUUUUUUUCUUCUUUGCUGUAAGUUGAACACAUUUUUAACUUGGCAAGAGGGGUUCAUUUUGGUGUAACCAACGUAAACUGGAGGAGUUGAGACACAUCUCAUUUUAGAGAUUGAAUAAUAUUCUCUUUAUGUG